Cavenderia fasciculata is the source of this 552-nucleotide messenger RNA. RefSeq lists its product as uncharacterized. The transcript has 2 exons. Bases 1 to 552 code for a protein of 183 amino acids. Lineage: Eukaryota; Evosea; Eumycetozoa; Acytosteliales; Cavenderiaceae. The record is from RefSeq and is a predicted model, not a curated record.
AUGGAAGAUGAUAACGAUCAUAUAAUGCAGUCGUUGAAUGACAAUUCGAGGAUGAUGCCAACUUUGUCGUCAUCACCUGAUGCUUUGUUAUCAUCGGUGCUCUCAUCGUUACCUUCGAGUGGUGCAUUCACUAAAUACGUAUCUCCAAAUAGUUCACCUGCCACUAAAAAUAAGGUAGCUUCACACAAUACUAGUCCACCGGGGAAUCACUACGUUAAAAAUGAUGAAACCAAUGUCUUGAUAAGAGCAUUGAGUAAAAAUGCAAUAAGGUUUAUGACUCCUGACGAUAUCAAUACAACUUCAACAACCACAAAUAAUAGUAAUAAUAAUAAUAAUAGAAAGAAAACAACAACACAAGACAAAAAAGGUAAAAAAGUUAAAAGAGAUGAUUAUGAGGAUGGUGACGACGAUGACGACGAUGAUACUAUAACGACUACUACGACAACUACUUUAAGAUCAUCACCAUCUAUAAAUAGAAUAUCCAAUAAUAAUAAUAAUUUACAAUCAUCUGCUGAUAAAUCACCAAAAGAAAAGAAAAAGGCAAAAGUAUAA